Hypomesus transpacificus is the source of this 2019-nucleotide messenger RNA. RefSeq lists its product as uncharacterized. NCBI's taxonomy places the organism in Eukaryota, Metazoa, Chordata, Actinopteri, Osmeriformes, Osmeridae. The transcript is spliced from 4 exons. The coding region runs from base 51 to 779 and encodes 242 amino acids. The record is from RefSeq and is a predicted model, not a curated record.
UGGUCCCUGUGGUAGGUCCCUGUGGUAGGUUCAACUGGCUGAUCAAUAACAUGGCAAUCUUCAUCAAGACUAGCCCCAGGUGUAUUGCCCUAAAAAAACAAAAGAUUUGUAGAUUUUCAAACAAACUACAAAUGUGCAAAUUUAAUUUAGUAAUAAGAGAAGUGUUGCAGUACAAACCUACAGUUAUUGUGCCACUGCAUUGUCCCACAUGCAACGGCAAGAGCUGCAAGGGCAUUUUACUACCACAGGUGAUGCAGGUUGACAGUGGCAUCUUUGAAAACUCAGGUGUUCUGUUUCAAGCAGCAAAGCGGCAGCUGACAAAGACUGGGGUAAGACCUGUGGUCUUGGGCAGAUGUGACUUGAUUCGAUGGGAUUCGAUCACAAGGAACUGUGACUGUUCCUCGAGUCCAGCAUGGCCAUUCCGUCCGCACUCCAGCGUGCUCCCAGAGGAGGCUCCGGCGAAGGGGAAACGCGGCUCCGUUACCGUGCUACGUUGUGCUGCUGUAAGGGGGCAUGCGUCCAGGAGCCGACCACGAGCACCCGCGGCAAUCUGGCACGAGGAGCGAAUUUGCAGACACCUGACGAGCCCCUGUUUACCAGUGACUCAGCCGGCAAGGCCACAACUAGAUCGCAGCUCACGCAACACCACGAAGGUCUGUGCAAGCGCUGUGGCCUGUCCCCGGAGCCGCAUACUGGGCAUUCCUUCUGGAUCGGGGGGCCGUUUCUGGUGUCCACGUCCGCGCUGGACGUCGUGGAGCGCAGAACUCAUGAGCGCUUGAGAACAGAGACUGUCGGGCAAUGUUGCAGCUGGUACACAAAGAGGCUUGCAGUGGAUAACGCUCAGCGACAGUCUUUACUCUAGGCAUGGCGCUCGAGCUGAGCAGGCGCUCGAGCUGAGCAGGCGCUCGAGCUGAGCAGGCGCUCGAGCUGAGUCUCUGCGCCGGUCUGAGACCUCCGGAUACAUGUGGUCUGCAUGUAUCCUGUGGCUUCAUACAUUGCUAAUGCUAGUAUGUCUCUUCGGACCUCCGUGUAGCAGUGGUGAUCCACAGACGUGCUCUGAUGCGCUAUUGGCCAUCAGAAUCCACGGUGCUUGCAUGGAGAUAUCCGUUGAGAUGCCCUGGACUCCCAGGGAAUGGCGGAUGCGCCGCCGACACAUUUCUCUCACAUCCUCAUGUAACACCCAUAUUUGGUGCACCUACACAGGCUGUAGCAACCCAGGGGACUUGGAAGGCCCGAUACACCAUAAAAUAGGACUCAGACACGGGGGUUAACAUAAAUGGGUUUUUACAAAGGGUUUCAGGGUAAGGGUAGUGGGACAAACUUCAAAUUAGGGGUCUUCCCAUCCGGGGUCUGUGGUCCUUCACGGAGUGCGGUUCUGGGGGGUCAAAGCAGAGGGGAAGGUUAAUGGAAACUUUUCUCCAGGGUUGUCUCUCUGGUUCUCUCUCCCUCUGCGGCCUUGGGCUGGCUGCGAAUGCAUGCUGCACGCUCCAUGGUAAUCAGGGAGUACCUCAGGAGAUACCCGGAUACCGGCCGGGAACGGCAUGGUGUGGGCGCGGCGCCUGUGUGCUGUCAUACACUUAUUUUGUGUCCUUCCCACUAGAUAACGUAUCCCCGUUCUGGCAUGGUGCUGCCUUCCCGUACAUCCAUCUACGCGUCAGAUGAGAAGGAUACCGGAGAGAUGGUCGGUGCGGGGGCCGUUGCGGGCGCACGACACGUCGAGCGCUGGGUCUUGACGGGACGUGCGCGUGGGCCAGCUCCGCGGACCGCACAUCGGAUGGUAUGCGACGUUAAGGAUACGCACACAUAGCCGUAGUCACUGUAAUGGUAGCAUGACCGGGCAUCCAGAAUUUUAUCACUAGUAAAUGGUGGGAUGUCAUGUGGUCUCAAGAGGAGCGACGCUCCGCUCUACACAUAGUAUAGACUGGCGGAGUGUCGGUGUUUGGGGAUUUAACUUGUUGCUCCCUGCUUCAUGUCAUGCCUGCUGCAGUGAAGGCAGGGAGCGUUUCCCCAUGUACAUCC